Messenger RNA from Cylindrotheca closterium, 243 nucleotides. The record is from the annotation of a GenBank genome assembly. Lineage: Eukaryota; Bacillariophyta; Bacillariophyceae; Bacillariales; Bacillariaceae.
AUGGCCUCGAUCCAAGAAGUGUUGCAGCGACUACAAGCUGCUGGGUUCAAGAUCAAUCCCUUGAAGUGCGAGUGGUGUGUCCAAGAAACUGACUUCUUGGGCCAUUGGUUGACUCCUUCAGGAGUCAACCCGUGGAAGAAAAAGAUUGAUGCCAUCCUCAAGAUGUCAGCGCCUACCAAUGGAACAGAAUUGCGUGCAUUUCUUGGUGCUGUUACCUUUUACCGCCACAUGUGGCUGCGUUGA